GGGCUCUAGGGCCACGCCCCGGCUGCGGGCUCAGCGCACGGGGCGACCAUGUCCGGAGGUAGCAGCUGCAGCCAGACCCCGAGCCGGGCCAUUCCCACUACUCGGAGGGUGGUCCUCGCCGACGGCGUGCAGCUGCCCCCUGGGGACUACAGCACCACCCCCGGCGGCACGCUCUUCAGCACCACCCCUGGAGGUACCAGGAUCAUCUAUGACCGGAAGUUCCUGAUGGAGUGUCGGAACUCACCUGUGACCAAGACGCCCCCGCGGGACCUGCCUACCAUUCCCGGGGUCACUAGCCCUACAGGCGAUGAGCCCCCCACGGAAGCCAGCCAGAAUCACCUGCGCAGCAGCCCCGAAGACAAGCCGGCAGGCGGUGAAGAGUCACAGUUUGAGAUGGACAUUUAAAGGGCCAGCCAUCGGAGUGAGCCAUGCCUCCAGGCCCCAGCGGCCCCUCUUGGGAGAAGUCACACCAGCCAGGCCUUAUGCAAGCGACCAUCUUGGGCAGGCGGUGGGCAUGGGGCAAGCCGCCCCAGCCCCCUGCUCCCUCACUCAGGGCCCCAGCUCCCCCUUCUUCUUCGUGGACACCAGCACAUACCUCCGUGUGCCUCCAACUCUGCAGGAACUAGUACCCGGAGGGCAGUGACCUCGGGCGCAUCCCACAGCCCAGGGCCGGCAAGUGGACACGGAGGAGGCCUUCUGAAUGGUCCUCCGGCUCUCCCGGCCCCUCCUCUGGGGGAGCACCCACGCGCCCCCCGUCACUUAGAUUGGUGUGUGGGGAAAGCUCCCCACCCCCUCCCUUCCCGAGAAAGGAAAUAAAAGCCACCUUCGCCCUAGGGCCAAGA
Bubalus bubalis (water buffalo) is the source of this 842-nucleotide messenger RNA. It is a transcript of the gene EIF4EBP1, whose product is annotated as eukaryotic translation initiation factor 4E binding protein 1. The transcript has 3 exons. Gene Ontology annotation, biological process: negative regulation of translational initiation. Gene Ontology annotation, cellular component: cytoplasm. The coding region runs from base 49 to 405 and encodes 118 amino acids. Lineage: Eukaryota; Metazoa; Chordata; Mammalia; Artiodactyla; Bovidae. Gene Ontology annotation, molecular function: eukaryotic initiation factor 4E binding. The record is from RefSeq and is a predicted model, not a curated record.